AUGCAAGUACGUGAACUUAAUAAAGACAACGACAAUAACAGCAACAACAUCAGUAGCAGCAGCAGCCAAACCGAUGACAAUAACAACUACAUCAAGAUAAGCAUUUUAAGUAGUAGCAAAAAGUCACUUUCAAACGAAGUAGUUAGGGCUCUAUUAGCUAUCGGUAGAAGAAGUAAUCGUCUAUCCAGUGAGCAAAUGCGCCAUCACGAGGAAGUGUUGAGCAAAUUUAUUGCAGCGAAGGAUGAGGAAGAUGAUUCGUUUGUCACCGACGACGAUAAUGAUGAGGAUUAUGUUCCUGUUGAUGACGGAGAGGUGUCUGAUAUUGAGAAUGAGCUUGAGGUUGAAGAAGAAUUGCCUGAAAACGAAGAAAUUUAG
This is a messenger RNA of Anastrepha ludens (Mexican fruit fly), 375 nucleotides long. RefSeq names its product gem-associated protein 2-like. The transcript has 2 exons. The record is from RefSeq and is a predicted model, not a curated record. Lineage: Eukaryota; Metazoa; Arthropoda; Insecta; Diptera; Tephritidae. The coding region runs from base 1 to 375 and encodes 124 amino acids.